GAACGUGAUUUUGGCGCGAACCCUCAUCUCUUUACAAGGACACACUGAAAACCAGUAUUACCACAGAAUUUCCAGACGAAUAGCCCAGAAAAUUAUGUCUGUCUCGAGUCGAACUUUCGGGCACAUUCCUGGCGUCGAUGUGUUCACCACUUGGCCUUCACGUGUGGCAUGUGCAAGAGCUAAAGUACAUGCAUCCACGCAAGCCGGGAUUUGUGGCAAUGCACGAGAAGGUGCAUACUCAAUUGUCAUUUCUGGCGGCUACGAAGACGACCAAGAUAAUGGAGAUACUAUUAUCUACACAGGAGCAGGAGGACGCAAUGACUCUGGAGUAUGAUCUUCCCGGUCAAUUUUGUUCUAGUUGUUGUUACCUAACAUGACUUUUGAGCAGGAGCAAAUUGAAGAUCAGACCUUCGAGUAUUCUUAUAACAGAGCGUUGCAGAUAUCGUCGGAGACCAGGCGUCCAGUACGUGUUAUUCGAGGCCAAGAUAAAUCGAAUCGCUACACUCCUGCGAAAGGCUACCGCUAUGACGGACUUUACAUUGUGGAUGAGGCUAAGCUAGAACGUGGCAAGUCGGGCUUUAUGAUGUGCAAGUUUCAUUUGAGGAGAUUCAAAGAGGAUGGUACUGUGAAUAUACCAUUCAGAAGGAUGACCCUGAGCAUGCUCAAGGAUGUUGAGAAGGCUGCCAAACGAGCUCGCUGAAUGUAACCUAGGUUGUUUUGUCAUUUUAUUGUUAUUUUGGUUUUAUUCUUAUGAUUCUUCCUUGUUCUUUUGUGCACUGCCUUGUAUUUGUUGUUCAGACGAUUUUGCACUGUUUAUUUACGGAUUAUGAUAUCAUCAUGUAGUUUUCUUCAAACACUGGUGCAACGAUUUCGCACCCUGACCUGUUUUUCCUUUACUUACGCUUUAAACUGUUUUCAACGGGGACUCGAUUGCUACCUUUCCUUUAUGUAAAAAAGAAUGCGCACAGGGUAUACUGUUAUGAAAACUUAUCUCCAGAGUCUAUAAGCUUAUGAGAGAGGUUCAUGGUAGGGUAAAAAAACCUAGAAGGGAAUACGAGAAAAAGAUGCGAGUCACAAAUGGCCCAAUGGAUGUAAAGAAGGGUAGAACAGAACUUGAAAGCAGAAGACAGUGAAAGGAAAACUAGGAAUUUGAAACAACCACCAGGUAACAAAGAAAUACCAGGACUAAAAGAACGUGAUAAACUAGAGAGUGUGGAUGACGUAGAGAUGCGUCCAAAGUAUAUAACAAAAUGAAAUCAGUAGAGGGUGCAGUCGGCAUUCUUUACUGAACCAAUCAUCUUUAUGUUAACUUUUUUUGUGUAUAUACAGCUGAACACUGCCAUCAGCUUGUUGAUCACUCAUCAAUCUCGUACUC
Serpula lacrymans var. lacrymans S7.9 is the source of this 1375-nucleotide messenger RNA. RefSeq lists its product as uncharacterized. Lineage: Eukaryota; Fungi; Basidiomycota; Agaricomycetes; Boletales; Serpulaceae. The coding region runs from base 374 to 700 and encodes 108 amino acids. Gene Ontology annotation, molecular function: ubiquitin protein ligase activity. Gene Ontology annotation, biological process: negative regulation of gene expression via chromosomal CpG island methylation; protein ubiquitination. The record is from RefSeq and is a predicted model, not a curated record. The transcript has 10 exons.